Huiozyma naganishii CBS 8797 is the source of this 837-nucleotide messenger RNA. Its product is annotated as pheromone-regulated protein PRM4. The record is from RefSeq and is a predicted model, not a curated record. NCBI's taxonomy places the organism in Eukaryota, Fungi, Ascomycota, Saccharomycetes, Saccharomycetales, Saccharomycetaceae. The coding region runs from base 1 to 837 and encodes 278 amino acids. The transcript has a single exon.
AUGGGUAAACAAUUGAAGGUAGCAAGUGUAGGGAACAGAGGUAGGAGGAUUCUCUCCUCGGCGCUCGUGCUUGCAGGGGUGGCCGUCUUCUUGCUUUGCACUUGGAACGAUUACGCAGAGGAUAUAUUCAGUGGUGAACAGCACGCAGGACAGGAACAUGCGUCUGCUCACAUCGCACAGGUGACUGAGCUGUACAGCGACGCUAGGACUGCUACCACAACACUGUACGCUAGCACCACGGUCUCUGCAAAAACUACGAGCACUAUCACGGCAGCAGCUGUGGUGGACUCGAAGGAGGCGCAGUUGAACUCGCAGAAAGUGGACCAGGAGAUAUCCGCAGUGCGGAAGGAGAUCGACGCACAGACACAGCCUACAGCGAGAGGUGACAGGAGGAAGAAGAAGAAAGUGCUCGCUACAGAGUUGCUCGCAGAUGACGCUCCAUGGGAUCCACUGUCCACCUUCACUGAGGUCAUGAACAUGUCCCCAGUCGUGCUGUUCAUCAAAUCCUCGGAACGGAAUUCCCUCGCAGACCACGUCAGGAAAGUGCUUUCCACGGAGUACGAGAUCUCGCCAGGCGCAGCCGUGGUAGACCUCGAUAAGCACAGGUACGGGGAAGAGUUGCAGAACUAUAUAGAAACGCAGAAACUGCCAGGUGGGUCCUCGCAACAACUGCCAUACUUGUUCGUCAACAGAGUCCCAGUCAUCGGUGCUGGAGAGAUAGACUCCGUCGCCGAGUUCAAGAGACUCCACUCCACGGGCGCACUGCUCGACCGCUUCAAACAGCUCGCAGAGAGGAAAGUCUUGUUCGAGAAAAUCGAACUCCCUUCAAACAAUUGA